Molecule: messenger RNA, 2475 nt
Organism: Prorocentrum cordatum
Lineage: Eukaryota; Dinophyceae; Prorocentrales; Prorocentraceae
Source: the annotation of a GenBank genome assembly
CAGCACCAUGCGAAAUCACGACUGGAGACAUGGGCGCUAAUCUGCGCCAUCUGUCCCUCUGUGCCUCCUCCUCCUCCUCCUCCUCUGUUCCGUAGCCAUUUUGGCUCUAGCCACUUUGGGUCAAGGCCAUCUACAAUCCGUCCCUCCGCUCUUCCCGUAUCCUUCCCAAGCACCCAGGUGACCACCGCCUUUCUGUGACCAUGGCCACUACUGCGGAGCUCAUGCGGAUAUGUGCCCAUUGUACCCGUCCAUCGCCCUAGAGAGCGCGGCGAACUUCGGGCUGUUUCUUUUCUUCUCGUAUCUGUCCAUCCUCAUCUCCACGAAGCAGCAGGUGAAGACGCCUGCGAGAGCGAUUUGUAGGAUGCUAUGGAGCAGCCUGACAGAGUGGGCGGAGGACACCUGGAGGGUCUUGCGCAGGUGGCCUCACAUGCACGAGAUGGAGCUCGGCCAACGCUUCCGCUACUGCCGGAGGCUCAACGCGACCAUCUGUCGAUUCUUGGCCGGCAUUGCGCUCAUCACGAUCACCCGCUGGUUCCACAUCAACAACGUGAACGGCUUCCGCUACCUCGGGUAUGCCAUGACUUGCCCCCUGAUGCAGGCCGAGCUCGUUCUGCUCAUCGCGCCGCACGUCCCGUGCUACAGGAUUUUGGCGGUCUUCUCGUGCCUCAUCACUUUCGGCAUGCUCCUCACCGGCUACAUUGCGUCUCAGUUCGAGGGGGAGAUGUGGAAGACCGAUUUCGAGACCUUCUACGAGGAAGCCCUGGAAGGUAAUCUGGACAGUCUGACCACAAAGGGAUGGUGGCUGAUGCCGAGCACGGUGAUAUUGUGCUUCCUCUCUUUCGUACAGAUCCCGCUGCUCGGUCUUGUGUACUAUUGCAGCGGCGGCUCGAAGAAUGAAGACCUGCCGAGAGGCUACCCUAAGCUCCUGAUGAUCACGUCUCUCUCUUGGUUGGGCUUCCCCGUCUGGUGGUACUUGUCGUACGAGGGGGCGAGCAUUAUCACGGAGUCUAGGUGGAAUGCCGUAGGUUUUGUGGCCCUGAACAUGGUCAGCAAGGGCGGCUACACCUUGCAGAUGCUCAGCAUGGUUAAAGCGUGGAAGCGCCAGCAGGCCCAGAAGCCAAAGCCUCCAGCCCCCCCGAAGCUCGAGCCGGAACCGACACCCGCGGGCGGGAUGCCAGGCCGAAGGCUCAGCAACGCGACGCUGCCCGACCUGGACGGCCCUGCGGUGCGGGACGCCCCUGUCCGUGUGGCGCGGGCCGCCAAGAGGAACCAGACGGGCCAGUCGCUGCAGUGGUUUGUCGACGCCAUGAAGAAGUGGGAGCCUGAGGAGCCGAACCCCUCGACCUCGACCGCGCUGGGCCCAAAGGGCCCGGUCGAGACGGUGGUGAUCACGGACCCGGGCCAGCUGAACGACGAGCAGCUCAUGCAGGAGCUGGGGAAGCGCCUGGCCGCGCACGGAUCGGGCGGCAAGGGGACGACGAGUGCAUCGCUGAACGCCUCCAUCCGCAAGGCGUGCACCAAGAUCCUCGAGGUCGACGAGAGCGAUGACGACAUGUGAGCGGGGCGGCAGGAGAGGCCGGUGGUGACCACUGGAGAGCUGGAGUCAAAUAACAAAAAACCUGCAGAGAAUCUACUAUCGUCGAAAUGUCUUCAAAGUUGUGAUUUUUAAGCCUUCUGCCUCGCGUGCUAAGCCUUGCCGCCGGCGUGGUAGCAUCGGUGCAGCCGUGCCGUCGGCCGAGCCGUCACCGUGCUCGCUGCCCCAGACCUCCAACGGAUGGACCAAGAUCGAGGGCCUUGCGCUGGUCAAAUCUGGGGAUGGGAGGUCUGGGGCAGCAUUCACCGCCCAUGAUUCCGAAUCUGUCUCGCGCGUCGCCCUGUGAGAAUUUCCAGGACGCGUUUCUGGCGCGCUCGAGAGGCUCGGGGGGGGGGCAUCUGGCCGGUCGCCGAAAUUGGCGGCGGCGGCGGUCUCCUCGCCCUCACGCCACGGGGCCUUCACGAUGCCCCAUCCGUGUUCUUGACCGUGAGAGCAGACUUCCCUCGCUGCUCCCGUGGUCCGUUUUUUGCCCGCCCUGUGCUGGCUUGUGGCAUGCGGUCGCUCGAAUACCACUUCACGUCCCCGGCAGCGGCCCCCUGUGGAGCCCUCUCGCGGACCCGAUCCGAUCGGAUCCCUCUCCUUUUCUUCUGUCCUCUCGCUCUUUUCCGUCCACUCCCCCUCCUCGUCUUCUCUCCCUCCCGCUCCUGCUCUCUUUCAUUGUGCUCGGUCCCCUAAUUAUUGGACCAGCUGUGCAGGCCACUAGUUUCUUCCAGCAUGGUGGCGUCCUCCUCCUCCUCCUCUGCCGGCUGGAAAUCCCUCUGCGCCAUCUGUCGAGCAGGAUGGAUUCGCGAGGGGCCCGGGGCCCGACUCCAGGCGCAAGCACUCGGUGUGAAGAAGAAGAUAGGUCAGCUUCUCGCAGGCGGGGCUGGGAAAGGAUCGAG